AUAAAAUUUUCUUCUUCAAUUGACACUGGGGAAGGCUCUUUCUCUAUUUUGUACAGAUUUUAAACCUCAGUCUUCUUCCAACCCCCCACACAUUUCAGUGAAUCCAGUUGCUAAAAACAAUUAAAUACUCCCAUCACAAACAUAUUUUAUAUAACAUGUCAGCCACUGUCGAAUCUUUCCAAGUUGAGAGUCAUGAGGCGACACAGCACCUGCUAGUUAAUAUCGAAGAUGGUGUUGAUGUCAAUGGUGAAAAUAUUGUUGAUGGGGUAGAAAAGAAAAUUGAAAUAAAGAAUUUGAGGAAGUUAUCGGAUAAGGGUGUUUGUAUAUUAGAUGGUGUGAACUUGCAAAUACCAAAGGGUAUGAUUGUGGGGAUUAUUGGGCCCAGUGGUAGUGGCAAAUCAACGUUGUUGAGGGCGUUGAAUCGAUUGUGGGAACCACCGGCCGAAACAGUGUUUUUGGAUGGCCGUGAUAUUUGUGAUCUUGAUGUGCUCGCUGUUCGCCGUCGGGUUGGCAUGCUCUUCCAACUCCCCGCGCUUUUUCAAGGAACAGUAGCAGAUAACGUACGUUAUGGACCAAAGUUGAGGGGAAAGAAGCUAAGUGAUGAAGAAGUGCAAAGUUUGCUAAGUGUUGCUGAUCUUGAUGCCUCAUUCAUCAACAAGAAUGGGAAUGAACUAUCUGUCGGGCAACAACAGCGAGUUGCAGUUGCAAGAACUCUUGCCAAUGAUCCCGAGGUUUUGCUCCUAGACGAGCCUACCAGUGCCUUGGAUCCGAUAUCGACUCAAAACAUAGAGGAAGCCCUUGUGAAAUUGAAGACGAAUCAAGGGAUGACAGUGAUCAUGGUUUCCCAUAGUAUAAGGCAAGUGCAAAGAAUAGCUGAUUUAGUUUGUCUCUUGGUAGAUGGCACCGUUGUUGAAGUUUUACCACCUAAUCAACUUUCUGAAGCUAAGCAUCCCAUGGCUAAAAGAUUUCUAGAGCUAAGUUCGUGAUAACAAUUGAAACCCUCUAAUUAAGGGGGGAAAUCUCUUCGUAAUCUGGCGGCGAGGAAGAUUAGUAGCGAACAAGAGAAAGAAAUGGUAGCCAAUAAAAAGUUUUAGUCUGUGUAUAUUAUGGAUGAUGUGCGUGCGUUCUGAUACUGUAUGCAUCUUAGGCCUAAGCCUGUACUACUACCAUGGUUAUUUAUUUUUAUAUCCCCUCCGUUCUUUUUUAGACGUAACAUGUUGACUUUUGACACUAUUCAUACAACUCAUUUUGACCAUUAAUUGUUAUUUAUAUAUAUAUAUGGAAAAAUAUUGUCAUG
Molecule: messenger RNA, 1297 nt
Organism: Beta vulgaris subsp. vulgaris (sugar beet)
Lineage: Eukaryota; Viridiplantae; Streptophyta; Magnoliopsida; Caryophyllales; Amaranthaceae
Product: ABC transporter I family member 17
Exons: 4
Coding region: 156-986 (276 amino acids)
Biological process (GO): phosphate ion transmembrane transport
Cellular component (GO): membrane
Molecular function (GO): ATP binding; phosphate transmembrane transporter activity; ATP hydrolysis activity
Source: RefSeq, a predicted model, not a curated record